GUUUGCAAGGCUACUGUUGAUUUUGUGUGUCAGUUGUCUUCUGUUGCCUUCGCCUGACAGUUGCUGAUGCUUUGCCGUGCGCCUCGUAUCGUAGAUUCAGAAUGAUUGAAGUUUAAUCCGUGAAUCGUGAAUGGGUGGAUUUUAUAGUGAGUUAGAGGACGCCGAUUAUUAUCAUGCAGUGCAUCAAGAAGACAUUGUUUUGACAGUGCUUAAAAUGCCAAGAAAUCAGUGUCUCCCUAUAAAGUGAAAUUAUUGAGAAAGUCUCAAUUAUGUGGACUGUCAUUGUGCUUCGUGUGGCUUCGUAUUGUUGGUGAACUUCAACUGUGAACUUGCCUAGCAAGUUAUGUUUCUCCUGUGAUUCUGGAUUGAAGAAUAAACCGGAUCAACAUGGCAGAUGAGGAAUCAACUGUUCGAGUUGCUGUUAGGGUCCGGCCGCAGAUCGCCCGCGAGGUGAUCGACGCGUGCCGCGUGUGCACGUCGGUGACGCCCGGCGAGCCCCAGGUGACGCUCGGCUCCGACAAGGCCUUCACGUACGACUAUGUCUUCGAUAUCGGCCAGGACCAGCCCAGCGUGUACGAUACGUGCGUGCACGACCUGGUCGAAAGCUCCCUGGACGGCUACAACGCCACCGUGCUGGCCUACGGACAGACCGGAUCGGGGAAGACCUACACCAUGGGAACCGGGUUCGACGUGGAGCUCCAGGCCGACGAUGUGGGCAUCAUCCCGCGCGCCAUCCACCACCUCUUCAACGGCAUCUCGGCCAGAACGGAGCGCGCCAGGGAGAGUGGAGCCCCAGCACCCGAGUUCAAAAUUGUGUGCCAAUUCUUGGAGUUGUACAACGAGGAGAUAAUCGACUUGUUCAAUCCCUCGGAACAUUACUGUAAUAAGAACAAAAAGGCCAUAAAGAUCCACGAAUAUCCUGAAGGUGGUAUUUAUCUUGUGGGAGUUACAACCAAGGCUGUGCAAACACCAGAAGAGGCUCUUCAAUGUCUUAGACUGGGAGCUCUUUCAAGAACAACAGCUUCAACUCAAAUGAAUUCACAGUCAUCUAGAUCACAUGCCAUUUUUACAAUUUACAUAAAACAAGAGAGAGUUGUUAAAAUUGAGGGAAAUGAAGAUUUUGUCAAUGGAGGUACAGAGACGGCCAAUGAGUGUGAGAUGUUAACUGCCAAAUUUCACUUUGUUGAUCUUGCUGGCUCUGAAAGGCUGAAGCGCACGGGAGCAACUGGGGAACGAGCAAGAGAAGGCAUAUCAAUUAACUGUGGUUUACUUGCAUUGGGAAAUGUAAUUUCUGCACUUGGUGAUAAGUCUAAAAGAGCGCUACAUGUACCGUAUAGAGAUUCCAAGCUCACAAGACUAUUACAGGAUUCUCUUGGAGGGAAUAGCCGCACUGUGAUGAUAGCUUGUGUUUCACCUAGUGAUAGAGACUUUAUGGAGACACUGAACACACUUAAGUAUGCAAACAGAGCUCGUAAUAUUCGCAACAAGGUUGUCCUCAAUCAAGAUAAAAGUUCUCGUACUAUUGCUAUUCUGAGGGGUGAGAUUCAGAGACUUGAAUUGGAAUUGUUAGAGUACAAGCAGGGAAAACGCGUUUUAGGGGAAGAUGGAAUUGAGACCGUAAAUGAUAUGUAUCACGAAAACACCAUGCUUCAGUCUGAGAUAAAUAACUUACGAACUCGUGUCAAAGCCAUGCAAGAAACCAUAGAUACUCUCACUCAGAAGAACACAUUAUUACUGGCUGAAAAAGCGACUGGAACAUGGAUUAAUUCUGGUUCUGAUUCAGAUGUCACGGAAAUGGUCAAACACUAUAUCAAGGAAAUCGAAGAGCUGAGGGUAAAACUGUUAGAAUCUGAGGCUAUAUGCAAACAGUUGCGCAAACAAAGCCAGAUUAGGGCGUCACUAAGCCCUCGAGCAGCCAUGACAGGUCACAGUUUUGAUCAUGGUUUUGGAUUUGAAACUGAUACAAAUGGAUUGAUUCAAGAAGCAAAACGGGACUUGAAGAGAGACUUAGAUAUUUUAGCCACAAAAGGCCGUCCUCCUUGUCCUGCCACUAAAGACAAUGAUGCAGGGAAAGAGGGAAAUGAUGGUCAACUCAUGGAAGCUCCUGAUUUGGAUAGUGAUGAUGAUGGAAAUGAUGAUUCUGAUAGUGAUACUGAUUCAGAAGAAAAAGCCUCAACCCAAAUUAAAGUUGAAUUAGCUGAACUCACAUCAGAAAUUGAUAUUAAACAAAAGUUGAUUGAGGAACUGGAACUUUCUCAAAGACGUUUAAAUUCAAUGAAACAACACUAUGAGGAAAAACUAGCUCAGCUUCAGACCAGGAUAAGAGCUACUCAAGAAGAAAGAGACAAAGUCCUUGCUUCUAUAGUUGGCGGCCAUAACAACCAACAGACAGAUAAAGCCAAGAAAGUUAAAGAAGAAUAUGAACGUAAACUUUCAAAUAUGCAAAAAGAAGUUACCAGGUUGCAAUCAGCUAAAAAGGAACAUGAUCGUCUUGUUCGAAGUCAAACUCAGUAUGAGACUCAACUUAAAACACUUCGGACGGAUCUAGCUGAUAUGAAAAAGACCAAGGUGAAACUGUUAAACCAAAUGAGGGAAGAAAGUCAGAGGCAUAAGAACACUGAAGCAAGGCGAAAUCGCGAGAUAGCGCAGUUGAAGAAAGACUCACGUCGUCAUGAAAACCAAAUUCGUACAUUGGAAGCUGAAAAAAGACAAAAGGAAAUUGUUUUGAAACGCAAACAGGAAGAAGUGACCAUGUUAAGACGCCUCGCAAAGCCAGGCCUUAGCAACAAAGCAGCUGGUCGUGUUGGAGAAAGACAUUCAAAAAAGAGUGCAUUUUCACCUCGAGUGGCCAAGCAAAAGUGGCAAAGUGUGGAAAAGAAUAUUAACAAGGUUGCCCUUAAUAAGAGAACUGUCGCAGCCAUGGAGAGAGAUAUGGAGAGGCUAUUAAAUGAGCGGGAAGCACUCAGUAAAACAUUGGAUUUAAAAAUUCGCAAACGAGAUUCAGCUCGCAUUCACAAACAUGAACCAAUUGUGGUUAAAGAACUUGAAGAUGAGAUUGAGGAUCUUCAGGCUAACAUUGAUUAUGUCCAAGAUAAUAUAACUGAAGCUCAGCACAGUAUUAUGCAACUGGAGGAGAGUAAGGAUACAUUUGAUUCCUUUGAUGUCACCUCAUUAACAAUGAGUAUGACUGAUUUGGAAGAAGCAGGGUACUUGAUAGAAAAACUCUACAACAUGACAGUAAACCAAAGCUAUAUUGCUGCCCAGCGAGAGCUAUCAGUGAAAGAACUAGAAGCAAGGCUGAAUGAGCUUGAACAGUCAAACCAUCUCCAAGAACAACUCCUGCAGCACAUGUGCAGAAACAAUGAGCUUGACAUUCUAUCAUCAAAACUCACUGCCUCAGGUAGUACAAAUGGCAGUGGGGGAGCUGUUGGUGGUUCUUCUUCAAGCUCAGCUGCUUCAACUCGUUCCUCUUCCCCUGUUGACAAUGUAAAUGGCAACUCAAAGGGAACAAGCAGUGUAAGUGGCGCAGGUCCCAAAAUCCGAAGACGAACUGCUUUGCCUGAAGACUUACUGUAUCCAACACCCUUAGGCCAUUCUGUCAGCACUAGCUCUGUAGGUAGCUCAUCGGUGGCAAGUUCAAUGACCACUUCAAUGACAAGUUCUGUUGGUUUGUCCUCUGGUCCUCGAGAGGCGGUUCUUACAUCAAGUGAUUCUUUAAUGCCCCCACCAUCUGCAAAAUCUAUACAACGUAUUCCUAGUGCUCCUGGGUCAUUAAGGAAUAUGGGGAUGAAUCUAAAGCCAGCCUUGACAGAGGUUAAAGCAUCUCCAGUCAUGCAACGAAAGACUUAUGAUCGCCAAGAUUCAACAUCACCCCGCAUCAACCGCCGCACAAUUGUCCUGGGUCCUGGAAACUUGAUUGGCAAACCUGGCUCCAUGGAGCAAGAUCUGGACAAAAGUCCACCUAACUCCCCGCCAACUUACCGUCGUCUCAACUCAAGAGAUAGGGACAGGGAUGUCAAUGUUUUCUCAAGAUUGACUUCCAGCACAAUGCAAAGCAGUGACCAUCAAGACCAUGGAACCAUCACACCUUUCCCAGGCAGGGUCUCAAUGAAGGCUCCUCUUGUUUGUACUCAUGUAGCUGAAGGUCAUAAGAGUGCUGUUCUCUCUGUUGCUGCAACUGAUGAUCUCAUGUUUAGUUCUUCUAAAGAUUUGACUGUGAAGGUGUGGGAUUUGCAUUCUGGAAGGGAGACUUUGACUCUUACGGGUCAUCCAAAAAAUGUUGUUGCUGUUAAAUAUGAUCCAAACCGGAGGCUUAUUUUUAGUGUGUCUUCAGCAUAUAUAAAGGUUUGGGACAUGAGAGCUAGUGCAUGUAUUAAAACUCUCAGUUCUUCAGGGCAAUCAACAAAUGGGUCUCUUUCAUUCACCAAUACUGUGAGAGCACUACAAAUUCCUCCUGGAGAAUGUAUGAUCAAUGAUAUAGCUCUUAAUCAGAGUGGAGAGGUUCUGUAUUCUGCAGCUGGAGACAGAGUUGGUGUUUGGGAUCUGCGAACAUUUACUGAGCUUGCUAAGCUUAAUGGUGGACAUCAAGCUGCUGUUUCCUGUCUAGCUGUGGGGAGAGUUUCACCACAUGAGGAUGUAGUUAUAACUGGUUCAAGAGAUCACUACAUUAAGGUGUUUGAAGUAAUUGAUCAAAACGAAGGUGUUCUAACGCCAAGAGUGAAAUUGGAUCCUCCCCACUAUGACGGUGUACAAUCAUUAGCAAUGAGUGGAGGGAUUCUUUUCUCCGGCUCUAGAGACUCGUGCAUUAAAAAGUGGGAUUUGUCAAAACCAGAGCUGAUACAGUCAAUGAACAAUGCUCACAAGGAUUGGGUUUUAAGUCUGGCUUUCAUUCCCGGUGGUCCAUUAUUGCUGUCAGGCUGCAGAGGUGGUACCUUAAAACUGUGGAAUGCAGAUAUGUGUACAUUAUUAGGAGAAUUAAAAGCUCACUCUCAUGCAAUCAAUUCUGUCACCACCAACUCAACACAAAUCUUCACAGCAUCAAGCUCAGGGAAAGUGAAAAUGUGGCGUCUGGCGCAAAAUUAUGCCAUGACUAUGUCCACAGGUCAUGUCUUUGAGUUGUCUUUGUGAUCUGUGACAACACCAUUCGGUUUUGGAGAAUUAAUAGCAGAUUUGAUUCGUCACCUGAUGUAAUAGAAGCUUAAAUUAUCUUUUGAGCCUCAUUUUUCAAAGAUGUUUGGGCAUGAAGUUCAAAUCAUGUAAUCACUUCUCAAUCAAGUUUAAGUUUGAAGAAUGCAUAUCUUACUGCAGUAUUUAUGAUUUUGAUUGGAAAUACUUUGUGAUGAAUGGUCUUUGAGAAUGUGAUUUUACAUCUUUAUAAUUACAAUAAUGUGAUAGUUAAGAGUAUCUAGAGAUCAACUUAUAGUAUCUAAAUUUGACUGAAAUGAUAAUUUUGAAAUGUAUCCAUCUGUGAUGGAUCUCUUUUAAAUUUUGAUGGAAGAUGUUUUAUGUCUUUGUCAAUCAGGAACUAAUUAGUUAUCAUGCAUUCAUGAAGUUGGUUAUUAUUAUUGACCUGUUAAUUACAUGUAAGAUGUAUUAUACUUACAAAAAUGUUGGCCACAAACUGGGCUUUCAUGAGUUCCUAUAGCAAUAGAUUAUUUUUCAGAGAUACAUAGUAUGUGCUAGUUUCAUAGAAAUAUGUAGCAUUAACAAUUUGUGAUGAAUCUAAUGUAAAGUAAAUGACAUCUACAGUUCAGGGUGUUAAAAAAUUAGUAAUGGUCUUAACUUGUUGCUCAAGGAAUACAGAAUGUAUGUAAUGUUCCAGUUUAUUUAUAAACGAGUAGCAAACAUUGUGUUCUGUGUGCUCACUUUGUGAUAAGGAUUGAAAUUGUCAAGUGCAUGUAUUUUGUGAGAACUGCCCCUUGCUUUUCUUUGUUUUUCCUUGAUUUGAUUUGUCUUUUUCACCGUCUAGUAUUUGACGUUCUUGCCACUUUAGAUAUUUGAACAAUGUUUGUGCAGGUUUAGACUUAUGAAUUUACUUAGUAGUUAUGGUUUUACAAAUCAAUUUAGUAGGUGCCUAAUUUUUAAUUUCUGUAAGACUGACCUCUUGUAAGUAGGAAAUGUGUGAUUUGUAUUUUCUUGGCUAAGUGUGGCCAAAUCUGCUGAGAAUAAUGAUAAUGCCUAAAAUCUAGAACUUUCGAAAAGAACGGCGAUAAACGGAAUGACGCUAGUCUAAAAGAAAUGAUUGAGGGCCCAUUCGAUUAAGCACGGUUUACUUUUGUCGUCCAGAACAUCUGCCCUGAUUUUUAAAUUUUAUUAUCUGUCUUGGCAGCUGAUUAGUAGACUGGUGGAGUAUUUUGCAGUAUUCUGAGCCUUACAAUAUUUUAUUAUGUCUCUUAUUGCUCCCCUUCACUCUGAUUAAAUACUAAUAAUUAUCUGGAAACCCAAAUGACUUAGUCAGACACCAUGUCAACAAUAAGAAGAAGUGGUUUACUUUAAACCUACCCCAUCUGUGUUUUCCUCUUUUUUAAAGAUGAAUCUUAGUUUGAAGAACAAAGUAACUUUAUGUUUCUACAGCUUUGACAAAGCUCACAGAUAUUUUUGAGUGCAAGUACAUCUAAAAUUGGACCAAGUUGAGAUCUCAUUUUUGAAAAUACUGCGUAAGCAUGAUACUGUAUGAAAAGUACAUAUAUGAAUGAAAACAUAGAGAAAAAUAUUACAUCACAUUGAGCAUGUUUCGUACUAGUCAUAAUUCUUGCUUAGUUUCUUUUGAACAAAUAUUUUACGGAAAAUGUUGUACAUAUAUUUUAUGUUGCGUUCAUUAUAUUUAUUUAUUAAUUUUGUUUGUUAUCAUUCCAAAGCCUGUUUUAAUUAUUGCUCAUCGUAAUGUUUCUUUUCUUGUAGUAUUUGUUCUGAUCUAUGCUACCCAAUUAAAAUGAUAUCAUAUACACAAA
Molecule: messenger RNA, 6950 nt
Organism: Frankliniella occidentalis (western flower thrips)
Lineage: Eukaryota; Metazoa; Arthropoda; Insecta; Thysanoptera; Thripidae
Gene: Klp31E
Product: kinesin-like protein KIF21A
Exons: 28
Coding region: 388-5127 (1579 amino acids)
Biological process (GO): mitotic spindle organization; microtubule-based movement
Molecular function (GO): microtubule motor activity; microtubule binding; ATP binding
Source: RefSeq, a predicted model, not a curated record